Messenger RNA from Triticum aestivum (bread wheat), 1071 nucleotides. Its product is annotated as histidine-containing phosphotransfer protein 1. Gene Ontology annotation, biological process: cytokinin-activated signaling pathway; phosphorelay signal transduction system; phosphorylation. Gene Ontology annotation, cellular component: cytoplasm; nucleus. Gene Ontology annotation, molecular function: histidine phosphotransfer kinase activity; protein histidine kinase binding. Lineage: Eukaryota; Viridiplantae; Streptophyta; Magnoliopsida; Poales; Poaceae. The record is from RefSeq and is a predicted model, not a curated record. The coding region runs from base 500 to 850 and encodes 116 amino acids. The transcript has 6 exons.
CCCUGUCCUCUCCCCGCUUAGCUUUCUUCCUCCUUGGUAGCUCCAGUCUCCUUGCUGUGGGUAGCCAUGGCGGCCCCGAUGUUGAACCAGCUCAACACCCUCGUGGCCAACAUGUUCGCCGCGGGUUUGCUGGACGAUCAGUUCCAGGAGCUGCAGGAAUUGCGGAAGCAAAUACCAAUUUACUAAAAAAAGAAAAAAGUAUCUAAUCGAAAUCGAAAGAUUUUUUUAAAGAUUAAACAAAAGGGUUCUCAAAUAAAAGCGCUAGUGCCACAACUAGUCCAUAAAUUGUUAAAGCUUCCAUAAAAGCUAGACUAAGCAAUAAAGUACCUCGUAUUUUACCUUCUGCUUCUGGCUGUCUCGCAAUACCUUCUACAGCUUGUCCUGCAGCAGCACCUUGACCAACUCCAGGUCCAAUAGAAGCAAGCCCUACGGCCAAUUCAGCAGCAAUAACAGAAGCAGAAACAAUUAGUGGAUUCAUGGUGAGUAGUUCCUCGUGUCAAUGCUCCAGGAAGGGAGCGCCCCAGACUUCAUCGACAAGGUUGUCACGCUCUUCUGCGAGGAUGGCGAGUGUAUCAUCGGCGAGAUCGCCAAGCUGCUGGACAAGCCAUGUAUGGACUAUCACAAGGUGAGCCGUUUUGUGCUUGAACUCAAGGGAAGCAGUGCAUGUAUUGGUGCUCAGAGAGUGAAGAACAGUUGCAUUCAGUUCCAUCAGUGUUGUCAGGAGAAGAGCAGAGAUGGGUGCCUGAACUCACUGGAUUCUGUGAGGAACGAUUUCUAUGAUGUGUGCAGCAUGUUCAAGCCACAUGCUUCAGCUGGGCCAGCAGGUCCAGGCCUUAGUGCUAAACUGUAGACUUGAAUGAUAAAGCUGGAGCUGCAUGUUCUGAUGGUAAACACCUUUGAAGUCGUAGAAGAUGCUCAACCUAGCUUAUGUAGCCUGGAGUCAUUUUCUUAUGUGGGGUCUGUAGCUGCCUAGUGGCAAGCUAAUCAUCUAGUAUCCAUGUCUUUGUUAUUGUCUUGUAGUUUCAUUUGGAAUUCUCAGUAGUCAAAUAAUAAAUUCAGCUGUUGUUGUUU